This is a messenger RNA of Cajanus cajan (pigeon pea), 1422 nucleotides long. RefSeq names its product UPF0481 protein At3g47200. The record is from RefSeq and is a predicted model, not a curated record. NCBI's taxonomy places the organism in Eukaryota, Viridiplantae, Streptophyta, Magnoliopsida, Fabales, Fabaceae.
AUGAACGAUUUCCAAAAAUGCUGGAUUGCAACAGGGGCUUUGUUAGAUGCCGUAGACGGAGAAAUAUAUCAACCGUACAGUAUUCCCAUAGUUGGGGAGGAACUUCGCAUAUGCAACGAGAAAGCUUACGAGCCAAAGGUGGUGUCCAUCGGACCUCGGUUCAAGGGAAGAAGGGAACUUCUACCAAUGGAAGAGAUCAAGUUGCGUUGCAUGCUGCACCUUUUAAAUAGAAUACCAUACCAUGAUCUCAUGGAAAUAACAGAUCAAAAAUAUAUAGAUCCUAUAGAGAACGGUAUGAGACUCAUGUUGGAUUUAGACGCAGUAGUUCGCGCAAGCUACGGGGAAGAAAUCAAAUUCAACAGCUACGAUCUAACGCUUGCUUUCUCUUGGAGCUUCUCAUUUCUCGAUCAGUGGAAUGGAAAUUCAAGGCUUCAAUUAUUCGAUGAGAACCCACUCCCUCCUAGCCCAGCAGCUCAACUUGGAAAUAUGGAACUCAUCUUGAGCGAUCUCACCUUAUUUGAAAAUCAGAUACCCUUUUCCGUUCUCGGUAACUUGUUUCACCAACUUUUUCCCCGUCUCUAUACCGAUAUUAGGAAUUACAUUGGUCUUACACAACAUUUGGCUCUCUCUCUUUUUGGUUACUCUCGGGAUUCAAGCUCUACCUCUAUUCCUAAUUCAAUCUCUGACUUUAUUCCCGAUCUCAUUAAUGCCUCUCACAUUCUUCAACUUGUUCACUCCUUCAUUCUCAAUCACCAAAGCCACCAGGGUUCAUAUGUUGUUGAUAUUCAUGAUGAUAAUCUUAAUAAACAAAUAGAACCCAAAUGUUGUGCCACUAGGCUCCUAGCCGCUGGGGUUACUAUAGUCAAAAGUGAAGACAAUUCUAUUAUUCCAAAAUUCAACAGCAGCAAGGGGGUGCUAGAAGUUCCUCCCUUGCAUAUCACUCAAACCAUGUUAGCAAAGUGGCUGAAUUUUAUUGCUUUGGAGCUUCACACAAAGAGGUGGAAAAAGAGUGUUGAUAGAGACGUGUUUACUUUGCGGGCGUUGCUCUUCAAUGUUUUGAUGUGCUGUGCAAGCGACGUUCAACUGCUUAAAAACAAGGGAAUCAUCGAGGAUAAGUUGGGUAUAAGUAAUCACCAUCUCAUGGAUCUUUUUCGUUCCAUCAAAACCGGAGUUGACGGUGGCCUUGUUCAUUCAACUUACAGCAACAUCAUUCAUGCCCUCAACACCUAUUCCGCAACAAAUCCUGUCCUUCAGUUCCCAAUAAUUUUGUGGCAUUAUUUGAGUCAAUUUUCAGAAUGGCUUUACGGUCUGAACAAGUUUUUAAGGCGUGGUUACAACUUUGCUGCAGCAUUGUUAACUCUUCUCACUGUUAUCCAGACUUGUUAUACAAUCCUCAGCUAUCAUUAUCCAAAGAACAACUAG